Molecule: messenger RNA, 528 nt
Organism: Suillus plorans
Lineage: Eukaryota; Fungi; Basidiomycota; Agaricomycetes; Boletales; Suillaceae
Product: pseudo response regulator
Exons: 5
Coding region: 1-528 (175 amino acids)
Biological process (GO): cellular hyperosmotic response; phosphorelay signal transduction system
Molecular function (GO): protein histidine kinase activity
Source: RefSeq, a predicted model, not a curated record
AUGCCACGUCUGAAUCCUUCUGCCCUCAUUUCCGCCCUGGAGCCGAAUACGGUUUCACCUGUCUCGGCGCCAAAUGAUGUUGUCUUUAACAUCCUGCUUGCCGAGGAUAAUACGGUUAGCCAGGCACUAGCAGUCAAGAUUCUGGAGAAGUAUGGCCACACAGUCGAGAUCACAGAGAAUGGAAGUCUAGCUGUCGAAUCUUUCAAGGCACGAGUACAAGUGAACAAGCCAUUUGAUAUUAUCUUGAUGGAUAUAUCAAUGCCUUUCAUGGGAGGAAUGGAAGCGACUGAGCUUAUCCGAGCGUAUGAGAUGCAUAAAGGACUCUUACCGACUCCUAUCAUUGCCCUCACUGCUCAUGCUAUGAUCGGUGAUCGCGAACAAUGCCUGCAGGCAGGUAUGGACGAUCACAUCACCAAGCCCCUUCGUCGUGGAGAACUCUUGAAUUCGAUCAACAAUCUCGCAGGCUGGCGCGCACAGUUAGCCCAGCAGCGCCUCCACCACAGGCCACCUACUUUCAUGACAACAUGA